CGCCGGUUUAUCACACUUAUCGGUGCGUGUGAGGCCGUUUGGCUGACGUGAACUCACACCGCGUUCAGCCGCCCGUUCGGACGUGUUCGGGUCACUAGAGGUUUGCAUCAUUUUUCGGUCCGUUUGCUCAUUCGGCUGAAAAAAAGAUGGUGUUUCUGCCGUAAAACAGAAACACCGGCUUGGCUUUAAACGUGUGUAACCUUGUUGUCAGACUGAGCCGUGUUUACCAUCGCGUCGCCACUACUUCAGCUUCCUUCAGGCAACGGGUCGAAUAUACGAGGGACUUUAUCAGCGCGCGCAUUGUCAAGCCCCGCCCUUCCUUCUCCUUCCAACGGCACUGUGUAGAAAGUCAGUGUGAUAAAGUGACGCAUGCGCACUGGCGUCCAGUAUGUCGCUGUCCUCGCUCGGUCGAUCUUGCUGGAGGUUUAGUCGGCUACAGUGCACUUUUACCCCCAAAGCAGUGUGUGUGAAGCGGGUGCACGGCAGCACCAGUGUGUUCACAGACCGCUGCUAUGAGGGUCUGUAUCCCGGUCAUAUCCACACUACUGCCCUCCAGAAGACCCUGCUGGCUGUUGGGUCCGGUGUGGCUGCACUACAUGACCCCUACAGACAUGACAUGGUGGCAGUGCUCGGAGAGACGACAGGACACCGGGCGUUGAUGAACCUCAGGGACAAGAUGAGAAACGACCCCGAGGGCUUCACAAUCCUUGCAGAAAGGCCAAGGAUCCGGCUGAGUACACUUGAUCUAAAAGAAAUGGCCUCUCUGCCUGACGGCUCUCUUGGAAGAGAAUACCUUCGUUUUCUAGAGGAUAAUCAUGUGACCCCCGACUCGAGGGCAGACGUGAAGUUUGUAGACGAUGAGGAGCUAGCUUACGUCAUGCAGAGAUACAGGGAGGUCCAUGAUCUGCUGCAUACCUUAUUGGGUAUGCCCACCAACAUGCUCGGUGAAGUGGCAGUGAAGUGGUUUGAAGCUGCUCAGACUGGGCUUCCCAUGUGUGCACUGGGAGCUGUGUUGGGGCCUCUUCGGCUGAAUGCAAGCCGUUUGCAGUCGCUGUUCACGUCCUUGGGCCCUUGGGCUCUGCAGAAUGGUCGUCGGGCCCGCUGCGUUCUUAGCAUCUUCUACGAGAGACGAUGGGCGCAGAGCAUCGAAGACCUCCGACAGGAGCUCAACAUACAGACCCCUCCCGUCACUCUCACUGCUACCAAGAGAAGAAACAUCUGAGGAAUGAAGGAAAGAAAGGAACGAGGAUUUCACAACAGCCGAACGUUGGCGUGUCAUUGACUUUGGAGUGUGAAGUCAUUUCUGCUCAGACUUGGUUGAAGAGGUCGUUUGUAUCAUAAAAGAAAAAUAAAUAAAAUGUAUGUUAAAUAUGUAAAUAAUAUUGGCAUUUGUCUGAUAUAAUUAAGUUAAAUUGGUAUUUUUGUACUGUUUCUCGUUUAGAACUGCUGUCUAAUCAUUUAUAAUCCACAUCCUGUAGACAUGCAGCUGAGCUAACCUUUAUGGUUGGGAAAGGAGCAGGUGUUGGCUUAAAAACACUCAGCUGAAAACAGCAGCUGCCCCUUAUCACAUACCUGGUCAAUGUGGCCUCAUUUUGACAGUAAUGGGGACAAUUGCUGGAAGUCAGUGUCUGUCUGUGUGUGGGCUGGCAGGUGUAUAAGAUAUCAAUUGUGUUAAACACCGUUUGAUGAUCUCAUUAAAGUCACACUGCAUGAACUUUAGGAUUUGACCUUGAAGAUUAAUCCCAAUUUUUUUCUUCCAAAAUCUUGGUCUUUGUUCAUUCAUUUCUUUAUUUAAGGCUGCAAACUGAACAUCCUGUUUUCAGUUGCGAUGAUCACCAGGCUCACAAAGCAACGGCUGUUGCUUUUGAGGUGGCUGGCUGUUGAGGCGUUGCUCCACACAGCUCUUGAUUUACGAGAAUGAUCAGAAGGUGCGACAUUGUGAUCACAAACUAUUCAAACGUGUAUUUAAAAUAAUACUGAUGAGUCAGUGAGGCCCUUACUGGAUCAUAGUCCCCCCCCCUUUGCUUCAGUUUUAACUCACUGCCUUUCCUCCUGCUCCUUUUGAAUCAUACCAGAUCUCUACAACACGUCUCACUACGUGGUGGUUUCUCCGAUUGUAGUCCGCACUUGCUUGUUUCUCAUCUGAGAAAGCAGCCUGAGCACACGAGGAGGUCAAAGCUUGAAGGCUUGUGUGCACAUGUGAAGAUGGGAACAAUUCAUUUGACAUUACUGCCCUCUGGUGGUUUUCUGUCCACCUUUUAUUCAUAAAUUUGAGGUUUGGACAGACAAGCUCUGGGAAGAUGUCACUUUGGAUCUGCAAAUUGUGAUGCCAUUUCUGACUUUCUACAACCAAAUUGUUUGAAAAUGUAUUCCCCAGAUAAAUCCAUAAUAAUAAUUUGCCACGGCUUUGAGUCGCGUGGCUGGGCUCAAUGGAUGCCCAUGGCAACUGACUUGAUUUUCACCGCGCUUCAAUAAUAUCCCAAAUAAAUAUGCAUCAUUUAA
This is a messenger RNA of Gasterosteus aculeatus aculeatus (three-spined stickleback), 2502 nucleotides long. RefSeq names its product coenzyme Q4 homolog (S. cerevisiae) (gene coq4). NCBI's taxonomy places the organism in Eukaryota, Metazoa, Chordata, Actinopteri, Perciformes, Gasterosteidae. Gene Ontology annotation, cellular component: mitochondrial inner membrane; mitochondrion. The record is from RefSeq and is a predicted model, not a curated record. Gene Ontology annotation, biological process: ubiquinone biosynthetic process.